Procambarus clarkii (red swamp crayfish) is the source of this 1128-nucleotide messenger RNA. The record is from RefSeq and is a predicted model, not a curated record. Lineage: Eukaryota; Metazoa; Arthropoda; Malacostraca; Decapoda; Cambaridae.
UUGAGAGGGGGCGGGUGCGGUUUUGCGGUGCGGUGUAUCUGCUGGCGGUAUGGUUGUUGGUGGUGAUACCCUCGUUCGGCGGGUUGACACGCUUUGUACCUGAAAAACGAUCGCAGAAUCUUCAAAAAACUGUAUCCAGCGAAUGCUUGUUUCGUCAGUUUUCAAUUCAUGAGCACAUCAUCUGCAGUGUUUGUUCAUUUGCUUACUGGAUACUACGAGACCACAAAUGAAUACAUCUACGUGCUCCAGGCCAGCAGCUACAGCAUCCUCAGGAAAGUAACCAACGGUGCGUCAGCCGACGUAGCGUCAGCGUUCACUCCCGGGGUGUACUCAGCCUCGACGUACCGAGUGUUCUUGUUCUCGUGGUGCGGCGGCCAGAUCAGUGCUGGACCCCAGGGGCAGGAGACGAUGCUCACCUGGAAAGAUCUGAGCCCUCUUAGCAUCACCUAUGUGAUGAUGGAAUCAGCUGUGGACAACGCCCAGACAUGGUUCAUGACAAACAACCUUGCUGACUACUGGUACCCUGCAGGAAACGUGACGACCACCGGUGACCCAAGAGGUCACAUCAUCAGGAAACUUCCAGCCAGUCUGUCCUCCACCAACUUCUCCACUGUCUUCAAUUGUAAAGGCCUCAGUGACUGUGACCUCUUCUUCCUUGGCGAUGAAAACUUCUUAAACUACUAUCGUGUUUGUAUUGGGUGUUUUUACAACGGGAAGAGCAUGAUAUCAUAUAAACGUGGCAGUACCGGAGAAGUGGUAAGUGUUGCAAACAUUCUUGCCAUCAACGCUUUGUUCUGCACCAAAGAAAUAUUAACUUUAGAACCGAUUUUUAUUCAAAAUGUUGUUUCAUUGUUCUCAAUACAGCUGUGCUUUGGGCACUUUAGGUGUUAAAUUCCUCCCAUUCAGAGGAUACAACAUCUCAAAUAAAGCUAUGGAAUAUCUCAAAAAAAGUUAUGGGAUAUCUCAAAUAAAGCUGUGGGACAGCUCAAAUAAAAUUAUGGGAUAUCUUAUAUAAAGUACCGAAAUAUCACAAAUAAAGCAAUGAUGUCUCAAAUUAAGCAAGGAUUUUUAUAAAAUAAAGCAAUGAGUUUUCUCAAUUAAAGAAAUUGCUUUUAUCAAAUAUAAGUA